CGGAGGAGGUUUUUGGUUACAAUUCUAACCAAAAGUUAGGGAAAAAAUUUGUUUAAUCGACCACUUCCCUAGCUAAUAAGCUCUCAAGCACGUACGGUUAGGUUUUCAAAAGGAGAAAAUUCACAAUUGUGAAUCGUUCUCCAGAUCUGUAGUCAAAACAUGAAUUCGUCGGAAUCCAAGAAGGAUAAGCAACGUGAAUUGUCAUCUUCUUCUACCUUGCCAGGUAAGAGAUGCCCCUCUAAGGUCGAAUCUUCUGGUCAGGGUUUUGCUAAAAAGGCGAAGCUUGACGAUUCAUCUGCGGCCGUCAAUUCUAAGCAAACAUCGAUAAAAGCAGUGGAUGAUGAUGAUGAUGAUGAUGAAGAUGACGAGGAAGAUGCCAUUCCUAUAUCACACAGGAUAACCAAGAAGUCAUCAGUGAAAACAGAAGAGGAGGAGGAGGAGGAAGAGGAAGAUGAAGAUGACAUUCCUAUAUCACGAAGGAUAACCAAAAAGUCAGCAGUAAAAGCAGAAGAGGAGGAGGAGGAGGACGAGGAAGAUGACAUUCCAAUAUCACACAGGGUAAGGAAGACACCAUCUGUUCCUGUCAUCAGUAAAUCAUCAUCUAGAAAGAAAAUCAAUGGUGCAGCAGUUGCUUCUUCCUCACGUAAAACAAGAAAGAGUAAUAAAUCGAAAAAAAACCCUAAGAAAGAUACUCAAUCGUCAAAGGUUCCCCAUAGCUCUGGUGGUGCACAAAAAUGGACUACUUUGGUUCACAAUGGUGUAAUUUUUCCACCACCAUACAAGCCACAUGGAGUUAAGAUGCUGUAUAAGGGAAAACCUGUAAAUCUCACAGCUGAGCAAGAGGAGGUUGCGACAAUGUACGCGGUGAUGUUAGAUACAGAUUACAUGAAUAACCCUAAAUUCAAAGAGAACUUCAUGAAAGACUGGAGGAUAAUACUUGGAAGAAAUCAUGUAAUCCAGAGUUUAGAGGAUUGUGAUUUCAGACCUAUAUAUGAGUGGUAUCAGAAAGAAAAGGAAAAGAAGAAGCAAAUGAGUACAGAAGAGAAGAAGGCUUUAAAAGAAGAGAAAUUGAAGGCAGAAGAGAAGUACACGUGGGCUAUUGUCGAUGGGGUUAAAGAAAAGGUCGGAAACUUCAGGGUUGAACCUCCUGGACUGUUCCGAGGUCGUGGAGAGCACCCGAAGAUGGGAAAACUGAAAAGACGGAUACACCCAAGUGAUAUUACCCUAAACUUAGGAAAAGGUGCCCCGAUCCCAGAAUGCCCCAUCCCUGGAGAAAGAUGGAAGGAAAUAAGGCAUGAUAACACAGUGAUAUGGUUAGCAUAUUGGAGUGAUCCUAUUAAUCCCAAAGAAUUAAAAUAUGUUUCUUUGGCUGCUAGCAGCUCCUUGAAAGGGCAAAGCGAUAAAGAGAAGUAUGAAAAAGCGAGGCUUUUAAAGGAGCACAUAGAUGGCAUCAGAGUUGCAUACAGUAAAGAUUUUACCAGUGAAGAUCCUCUAAAGCGGCAAAUAGCUGUUGCCACCUACCUCAUUGACAAACUAGCUCUCAGGGCAGGCAAUGAGAAGGACGAUGAAGAAGCUGCUGACACGGUUGGUUGCUGCACGUUGAAAGUAGGGAAUGUAGAACCAGUUCCUCCAAACACACUAAAGUUCGACUUCCUCGGUAAAGACUCCAUCAGGUACCAGAGAGAUGUCCAAGUGGAAAAAGCUGCCUUCAAAGCAAUUAAAAAGUUCCGAAGUGGGAAGCGUGAAGACGAAGACCUUUUCGAGCUGCUUGAUACAAAUAAACUGAACGCUCAUUUGAAGUCACUCAUGUCUGGCCUUACUGCAAAGGUUUUCCGUACUUACAACGCCUCCAUCACACUGCAGAGAGAGCUGGACAGGCUGACAAAUGGUCGGACACCUGGUGAUCAUGCAGUAGGGAAAUAUCUGGUUGCGAACAAGCAGGUGGCGAUCCUCUGCAAUCAUCAGCGCAGUGCUCCUAAGACACACGAUGAACAAAUUUCACGCUUGCGCAACAAGAUCGAAGAGUUAAAGGCUUUUCUGGAUGAACUGAGAUCCGAUUUGGUCCGUGCAGAGAAUGGGAAGCCUCAGGUGGGGAAGACGACUAAGAGAAAUUUGGCACCGGAAGCAUUGAAGAAGAAGAUAGACCAGGCGAAUGUGAAAAUUGAGAGAACAGAGAAACAGAUAGAGACGAAAGAGGAUAUGAAAAACGUGGCUUUGGGGACGUCGAAAACGAACUACCUUGACCCAAGGAUAUCAGUGGCAUGGUGCAAACGGAAUGAGGUUCCCAUCGAAAAGAUAUUCACCAAGACCCAUCUGCAGAAAUUUGCUUGGGCCAUGGAUGUUCAUCCAGACUUCUCUUUCUGAAGCUCUGCUAAUUUUGCCGGGAUAAACAUGUAAAACAAAAACUGAGACAACUGCGAAAGAAAUUGUGAAACAAAACAAAUGAACUAGUGACUUGUAUUUAAGACUUAAGAGUAUCCUAAUCCUAGAUACAUUUUUUUAGUAAUAGUUAUUAUUAUAAAAUGUAACACUGAUUUCUUUACUAUUCACAUUAUUUACUUUGAUCAUAUAUCAUUUACUAAUAUAUACUCCGUAUUAUCAAA
Messenger RNA from Cuscuta europaea, 2603 nucleotides. The record is from the annotation of a GenBank genome assembly. Lineage: Eukaryota; Viridiplantae; Streptophyta; Magnoliopsida; Solanales; Convolvulaceae.